Halteromyces radiatus is the source of this 2885-nucleotide messenger RNA. RefSeq lists its product as uncharacterized. Bases 35 to 2683 code for a protein of 882 amino acids. The record is from RefSeq and is a predicted model, not a curated record. Gene Ontology annotation, cellular component: KICSTOR complex. Gene Ontology annotation, biological process: regulation of TOR signaling. The transcript has 7 exons. Lineage: Eukaryota; Fungi; Mucoromycota; Mucoromycetes; Mucorales; Cunninghamellaceae.
CUUUAUUUGUCUUUUAUUCAAUAGAAAGUAAGUCAUGAGAACUGUUUCUCUCGUGAAUAGGUUGAAAUGGGCCUUCUCAGGGAAUAUGAAUCCUCAUGCCUUGGUAUUGGGUGAUGUGGAUAAUGAUGGCGAUAUCGAGUUUGUUAUUGGUAAUUUGAAUGGUGAUUUAGCCAUCUUCAAAGGCGAAUGUCCACUUGGUUUACCUUCUUUUAUCUGUCAUGAAUUGGGAACGAUUACCUGUAUUGCAAUAGGAGAUGUUCGAAAUAUUGGCAAGAAUUCCAUAGUAGUCAUCAAUGCUGAAGGUCAUUGUCAUAUAUUUGAUAUCGAUAGUACUCUCUCUCAACCUAUUAAUUCUCGAGCUCAACACCAAAUUCUACUGGACGAAUAUUUACGUCAAGAUCGCCGAUCAUCAGAUUCGAAUAGUACACAAAGCUUUUUUAGGCGAUCGACAGGGGAUGAUCAACAACAUCGUUCUUCUGAGGAUACCAAAUCAUCAAUAAUACAAAACUUACAACAACCAAGUACAACACUCAAAGUACCUGUCAAUGUCAACAAAAUCCUUAUUGCUGAUAUAGAUGGUGAUGGUUUAAAUGAACUUAUAUUGGCAAGAACCGAUCGGAUUUUACAUUCUUUUCAAUUAGAUCAUCAUCAUUAUCAAACUUUUAACAACAAAUCGGAUUCUCCAACUCCUCCUACAAACAACUCUCCAACUUCAACGCUAACAUCGACAAUUCAAUCGUCCCUUUCUGCUUUAUCAGGAAACAAACUCGGAAACAAACAAAAUAAUGAUGGAAAGGAGCUCAAAUCACACGUACUUCGUAAAGGAAUGGCUUGGAAAUCCGCUGGAAAAACAACAACGACAACAAAGGAUACCAAAGGUUCGAGAGCUAAUACAGAUACAAUCAAUAAAGCCGUUUUGGAUCAACAAACAAGUUUGAAAGAUAAGGAUAUGUGGGUCUUUGACGGUCAGAUUACAUCUCUUACAACAACACACUAUCCUGAUCGACCCAAUGAACCUAUAUUACUUGUAGCUCAGCCUGGCAAUACGUUUACCAUCAUUGAUCAAAAAGGAAAUCGACUCAACCGCGACUUUACUCCUCAACAUGGUCCAUAUAUUUAUGAUCGACGGCAGAGACAUCAUUUAUCCUCACUGAUAAAAGAUAACAAAAAUGACAUCAAAAAAACAAAUCACCAGCAAAGCAAUAAUAGCAAGAUGAACACAAUUAGUACAACGACGUCAACUAAGCCCUCGAUCCCAGUGGAUAUCAAGCAAUCAUCAUCACCAACAAUAACAACUACCAUACCCAAGGAAUCCUCAGCAGGCACCAUCCGAACACUUCUUAAUCGACUGGCGACGCCCAACGACAUUACUGUGGAAAAUGUCAUUAUCACCAAACAAGAAGAGGGGAAGCAUAGUCACGACAACAAUGAUGAACAACAAGAGAAGAGUGAUGACGAUGAUGAUCUUUGCAAUGAUCUGGAGCGUACAAAUUAUGUUAUACAAGAUUGGCCGGUGACGGAUGGAGAUGAUAUUAUCGGUGACGACAAGAACGGCGCUGUGGCUACAGAAAUCGUGGUUGGAAAACGACAUGGCAAUACUGAACAGGAAGAAUCAGGAAAUGAAAUUGGUAUGCUUAGUAUGGAUGGGAAAUUCACUAUUUACGAUCUUCAGACCAAAAAGUCUUCACAACAAGACCUAUUCGUUACACACAAAUUAUUCAGCUUGGCAACCUUGAAUGUAUCUGGAACAGCAAUGUUACCAAAACCACUUUAUCCUGCUCGCAAUGCUCCCCUCUAUUUUGCAGGAUCACCACAACUACAGCAACAACAACAACAGCAACAACAUCAUCAUCAAAAAAGACAACAUCGUCAACAACCACUUCAACAACAACAACAGCAAACACAGUAUCACCAAGUCUUAUCAAAUCGACAUCCUUCAUUAGCAUCAGCUGCAUCAUCACCAUCGUCAUCGGGAAGAGCUAUGGCCACAACAGCAACAACAACUGCAGUAGCACAUUCCAAUACUGGUUCUCCGUCAUUUUCAACCUCUUCUAAAUUGUCCCUCACAAUUUCUAAUAGCAAUAGCAACAACGGAGGAGCAGAAGAUACAAACAAGUUACCCAUCUCACCGUCACCAACGACAACCGUGGAGCAAGAUACCUCAACUAUUCAACAACAACAACAACAACAACAACAACAACAACAACAACAACAACAACAACAACAACAACAACAUGAUUCCUUGGGUGAAAAUACAUCCGAUGGCAUGCAUGCGAGUGACAUUUUAUCGGUCUUAUCAAAAAACAAUACAUCGCAACAACAACAACAUAGAGGAGGAGAAACAAUAUCAAAUGAUUAUUAUAAUGAUCACAGCAGCAUUAUUCAUUCCAGACGGACAAGUCAAAGUAGUGAUGAAAGUUCAUGGAGUGACCUAAAUGAAGAGGAUGAUAUGGACCGGCCUGAUUGUGAUCUAUUUGUCGCCUGUGCAUGGAACGGGGUGACCUACCUGAUUGAUUGGAGCCAACGUGAUGAUACUCAUGAGGAUGAUUCUUUAUCUUCAUCUUCUUCUAUAUCUCCUUCUUCCAAUAUUCGAUUCCAACUAGUGAAAUUUGCUUUUGAAGGUCGAGUAUGUGCCUUUACAGCUGGUAAGGAAAAUAACAAUAAUAAUAAUAAAAAAAAAUGAACUAUACUGAACCGUUCUUCUUUUUUUUUUUUUUUGGUAGGUCUUUAUGCAGUGGCUCCAGGAUACAAUGUACCAUGUUUGUUUUAUGUGGAUUUUGAAGAUCAAAUCUUUGUAUAUUACGAUGUAAGGAUUACGCCAGGAAAAGUGACAGGUUUCAUUGAUAGAAUGGAUGAUGAUGUGGAAGAAGCCUUGGAUCGAUUAU